CAGACCGAGAAACUGAAACUGAUGUGUUUUUUGCUUUCGUUUUCUUCCCCUCUCUCAUGCUGGUUGCUGAAUAAGACUGAGUUACUCACUAGGCAUGGCUUCCCAGCCUCAGGGGGGAAAAACGGUUUUAGACAUCCGGACCUGGGAGCAGACAUUUCAAGAGCUGAUGCAGCAGGAGAAACCCCGGGCCAGAUGGACCCUGAAGCUGGAUGAGAAACUGGAGCCGGACUGCCUCGCCGAAGGCUGGAAACAGUACCAGCAGAAAGGAUUUGGCAGGUUCCAGUGUUCCUCAUGCCGGCGAAAUUGGGCUUCUGCUCAAGUGCAUAUCCUCUGUCACAUGCACCUGGAGCCCCAGAAGUCCCAGGGCCAGGUGAUUAUGCGGCUCUUUGCUCAGAGGUGCCAGAAGUGUUCCUGGUCUCGAUUUGAGAAUCCUGAGUUCUCCCCAGAGAGUGCCAUGCGAAUCCUGAAAAACGUGGUGCGGCGUAUUCUGGAGAAAUUCUACGGGAACGGCUUUAGGAAGUUUCCGGAGCUACCAAUCAUCCGGGAGGUGCCUUUGGAUGGGUCCCAUGACACAAAAAAUUGUGAAGCAUGCACUCUGGGCUGCUGUUCAUGGAGGUCACGAAACAACGAGACAGAGCCAUCAAUAUCCCCAUCCUCCUCUAUGGAUAUUAGGAGUUCCUCUUGUCACAUUGGUGACAUGUCUGGCCAAAACCAGGAGUAUGGGUCUAACUAUAACUUUAAGGAGUCAGGGCCCAGCCAUACCACUGCUGAGACCCAAGCUCCUGAAGCAGGCACUCAGCCCAAAGGGGAGACUAGUAGACAGCCCACCCCAAUGGCAGAUAGGCAGGCCAUACAGGAAAAUUCACAAUCCACACAGGAGACAGCACCACAGACCCCCUGGAGGACAUACUCUGAGGUUUUAAGGAUGGCCCACCAACAGUCUACACAGCAGUCAUUCUCACAAGCCACAUGGACCAUGUCAAGGAUAAUCUCGAGGUCUACAAUAGAGUCAUACCCUCAGACUAGAGGAAGAACAGCCCCCUCUACACUAGGGUCACACCUACAGCUUACACGGAGGACAGCUAGGGGGCUCGUGAUCCUCAGUAGAACUCAAGCUACCUGGAGACGUUCACCCAGAUACUCCAUUCCAAACACCCAUCACAUAUACCCUCAUUCAGUGCAACGAGAUGUAUUCUUUGACCUGGAUAUAUUUUUCUACUUCUGCGUCUGUAUUAUUUUAUUCCUUGUCUUUGUAGGCAAAUAUUCAGAAGCAGAAAAAGGGAAAUAAGUUUAUCUUCUUUUCUUCUGUUUUAAUUCCAUGGUAAUCAAUGAACUGGUUACCAUUUACUUUUAUUUUUAUUUUUUAAAGAUUUUGUUUAUUUAUUUAUUUGACAGCAAAAGAGGGAACACAAGCAGGGGGAGUGGGAGAGGGAGAAGCAGGCCUCCCGCAGAGCAGGGAGCCCAAUACGGGGCUCAAUCCCAGGACCCUGGGAUCAGGACCUGAGCCGAAGGCAGACACUUAACGACUGAGCCACCCAGGCACCCCAAGAACUGGUUACCAUUUUAAUAUGACACAGAAUAUGCUUUGAGACCAAGUAGGGUCAAGUUCUUAAGAAUAAACACUGGUUUCCUAGAUCUCCUUAGCAGAUAAUCUAAAACAUAACCUAGAAGAUAAUGGACCAAUAAUAAAUAUUUGUUGAAUCACUAAAAGCUCUUCAUUCAUUCAUCCACUCAUUCAUUUCUCUCUCUCUUUAUCUAUAUCUUGACAUGUCUUCACAAGAACUGAGGGUCAUGAGUGUUAUCAGAGAAUUAUUGUGGUAGGCAGAAUAGUGGCCCCCCAAAGAUAUCCAUUCCCUAUUUCCCAGAACCUGUGCAUAUGUUAAUUUACAUGGAAAAAAGACUUUACAGAUGUGAUUAAUUUAAGGAUCUUGAGAUGAGGAGCUUAUCCUACAUUAUCAGGAUGGACCCAAUGUAAUUACAAUGGUCCUCAUAGGAGGGAGACAAGAGUGUCAAAGGGGGAAAAAGGAAAUUUAAUGAUGACAGCAGAGCUUGGAAUGAUGGGCUUGGAAGAUGGAGGAAGUGGCCAUGAGUCAAGGAAUGCAGACACCUCUUAGAAGCUCAUAAAGAUAAAGAAACAGAUUUCCCCUCAGAGACUCCAGGAGGAACCAGCUCUGCGGACACAGGACCUCAGCCCAGUGAGACUGAUUUUAGACUUUGGACCUCCAGAACUGUAAGAUAAUAAAUUUGUGUUGUUUUAAGGCACUAAAUUUGUGGUAAUUUGUUAAACUAAAAUAGGAAAGUAAUACAGCUAUCAAUAUCACCCCAAGGAUCAGGCAAUUAUGUUUUAGGUAUGCUUCAGUUUUAACCGAAAAAGAGAGAUUAGAAAUAUUGAUAUGCCGGUCCCCUCUUAGUCUUCCUUCUCCCCUACUUAGAUCUACCCAAAUGACCCUGUCCAGAAGAGACUCCCUUUGAUUUGGUGACCCCUGGAGCUAUCCUAUUCUUUCACUUCUUCCAGCACUGGAUGAGGAAACAUGCAAGAGCUUGCCAAUCCUGAAAUAGUAUGAUGCAUGGCUGCAACGUUCAGUCCUGCCGGACAUUUCUACAUGCCUCUCAAACCACAGUCACCAUGUUUAAAACCAAGCUCAUCAGCAUCUCUGAUUUCCCAGUCCUAAUUUGACUCAGUCACCCAAGCUGAUCACCUUAGAGCCAUCUUUAAUUUCUUCUCCCUGUCACCUACACUUACUGUCCCUUGUGUUGUCAAGUUAUCCACUCUCUUCCUAUCAGCCCCUCUCCCCAACCAGUCU
Messenger RNA from Mirounga angustirostris (Northern elephant seal), 2804 nucleotides. RefSeq names its product receptor transporter protein 4 (gene RTP4). Gene Ontology annotation, biological process: protein insertion into membrane; protein targeting to membrane; detection of chemical stimulus involved in sensory perception of bitter taste. NCBI's taxonomy places the organism in Eukaryota, Metazoa, Chordata, Mammalia, Carnivora, Phocidae. Gene Ontology annotation, molecular function: olfactory receptor binding. Gene Ontology annotation, cellular component: cytoplasm. The transcript has 2 exons. The coding region runs from base 95 to 1288 and encodes 397 amino acids. The record is from RefSeq and is a predicted model, not a curated record.